GGGGAGGGGGGAAAGAUAUGGUAGUGAAAAUGAUGGCGACCGAUGCAGAGGAGAUAAGAAACCAAACAAGCCCCUGCCCUAUCCCCGACAACAGUCUCAGCACUCUGUCCAUCAAAAUCACGCGGAAAAACCAGGAUAGACACUGGAAGUUGCGGUCUAUUUACCUGCAGUGCUAUUUCUUGACCAUUGCAACAAUAUUGGGAACUGGAAUCUUAGGUCUUCCAGUGACGAUAGCCCAUGCUGGAUUGUUGCCUUUCCUCGUCUCGUUUCUCGUUGGCUUCUUUGUCCAGGCUUUGCUUAUCUACCUGUUUGUGGAACUUCUUCAGAAAUGUCAGGUGGUUCAGCUGGAAUCUCUGAAGACAGGUGUCGCCGAAUGUAUCUCGAUGGAUCAGGUGGGCGUGGAGGAUCCGGCACCCACAGAGGACGAGGAUGAGGACGAGGGUGAAAAUGCAGAGGCGGAUACCGGUUUACUACAGUCAGAUGGAGUAGCUUUGCACAACCAAGCUGAGUGCCUGCAGCCCAACCUUCAUCUGCUCGGCUACAUCUUCCUCUCCCGGCCCAUGAGCCACGCCUUUAACUGCAUCCUCCUCUUCCAGUUUAUUUCUAUUGGAAUCAGUUAUGUGUUAGCUGGCAGUGAGGCCUUUGCUGCUCUUCUUAAUGUCAGCCACAUCUACGUGAUCCCGGCCUUCACCUGGAUUCUAACUCUUGCAAUCUUACUGGCCCACACAAUCAUCCAACCAAUCACGUCUCUGCUUACCCUGCUGAAAGGACUUCUGCUCAUUGUCACGGUGGCUGUGACAUUUGCGGUGGGGUCUGAGGUUGGCCUUCAGAGCAGCAGUGACUUCAGUCAGAUGGGGAAACCUUUCCUAAUGGGAACAGUGGCUCUGGGGGGGAUAGUAAACGUGAUGCCUCUGCUCUUCUCGCAGAUCUCUCACAACAAAACACAGAUCCUGUGGUUUCGGAGAGCAGUGCUUGGAGGUCUGACAACCUGCACUGUGCUCAACAUCCUCUGGUGCUGGGCUGUGCUGGAAAUUGUCCCCCAGACGUCGUUACCAGAGAGGCGGACGGCAGGAGAGACUACAACCCAGCCCGACUCCAGCAGCCUGUCUGGUCCUCACUCCGCUGUCUCCCCUCUGCUGUACUCCAACAUCUCACUAGAGGAGAUGGAUGAUGAGCCUUGCAUGCUUUCAUUCAGGCCAGUCAGAAGGAUACGGGUGUCAGAUGUUCCGGCUCGGCAGGAGGCACAGUCUGAGACGUGUGCAGCACGUCAGCAAGUCAGCACCUUGCCCCAAGACCGCCACCUGCCAUCAAAGUACAGCAACAGGUCUGAGAAAGCGGGCGAGAUUGCAACCAUUCCACUGACUAAGAUUAUUAAUGAACGUUACAGGGCGUACUCCUGGGUGGCUGAGCUGAUCCAGGUCUUCAUAGCCAUCAGCGUCACUGUGUCCUUCCUGGUGAUGGGAUCGGCCAUGAAACACACCAUUGAUGGCCUGGUGAACUCGCUGUGGAGCAGCCAACUGGAGUGGUUGUCUAAAGCCUGGGAGAGAAACCUGCCGAACAAACAUCACAUCUGCUCAGCGAGAAGCAUGGCUAAAGGAUUCAUGUCGCUUCUUGGGUUUACUGUCAUCUUUAUCGUGUCAGUGUGUGAUCCCAGGGGUUUCAUUGUCAUGUUGGACAAAGUUGUGUCGUUCUCCCUCAACACUGAAGUUGGACUGUUUGUCUUCAUCAUGCUGAGAGAAUCCAGAGAAGACAGAUUCCAACACCUUGCUGUCCCUCUGCCAGUAGGUGACUGUGUCUUCAGCCUCAGCUGGAUGCUCCCCACCUACUUCCUGUUUGCAGUUACGUACGACGUCCUGCAGACUCUGGCGGACGUGGCUCAUUACCUGCAUUUCUACAGCAACAGUGAGGAAGCACACAGCCACAAUCUGACUGGGAGUUUAACGGCAGCCAAUCUGUCCGUCCUGCUCUGAUCCUCAAUCAGCCAGAAAACAGACGGACCAGUAGGAGUUGGAAUUGCCAAAAAUCAGAUGCUUAGCAAGUGCUUUUAUAUUGUAUUCACACUUAUCAAGCUCUUGAUACAUUUUGAAAAUGUCAAACAUAGGCAUUAUUUGUUUUUGAUGGAAUGUUUUUGCACUCUUUUUUUCUUUGUUCACUUGCGGUGGCCUCGCUGCGCAUGCAAACUGUAAAAUGUUUUAGUUUUUCCAGUAGUCUGGAAACCACCACACAGCAGGGGCCAGAUGUAUGAACGAGGCAUACGCACAAAAAAACAUCAAGUGUCUCCACCUCAUGCAUAGUUCAGACCGAGUGUACCUUUAAGGUGUAGAUCAGUGGUUCCCACUAGGGGUCACCAAAGCUUCACAGGGUUGUGAUGCCUUCUUGAAAACUUUAAACAAAAACAAAUAUACACAUUAGGCCUGUAUCUCAGUAUAUUGUUCAUUUCUGUGAAGUAUUUUAUAGUUUAGAUUAUUAUUCAAGAAUAAAAUCAACAUAUAUUCACAGAGCCUCCGAUAAACAGCCUCCUGCUGCAUCUGUAAAAUACACAGUAUGAACAUGUGUCAAAGGAAGAAGCCUAUUAGGGAGGUAUGAGGUUUUUAAAAAAAUUAGGGAUGUCCCAAUCAAGGUUUUUUAGAUCCGAUCAGAGUCAUUUGAUAUGUUAUUAUAUACCAUCUGGAGGAAGUUUCUCUUCUGUUCUCUCUCUCUUUCACACACACACAGCAGAGCGGAGGGUAGAAACAGUCAGAGUUGAUGAUGGCUGUACUGUGUGAGAAAGCCGAUACAUCGGGACAUCCCUAGUAAAAAUACAUGCAGGCAUAUUCACUUCCACAAUGAUUGAGACUUUUAAAACGGAACCACGUGUUCACACAGCUUUGUAAAUGUGAUGAAAUGCAGUUUUACCCCUGAAGAGUUGAAUGCGUCUGGUCCCUGCUGUUGUACAACGCUAAAUAUUCAAGUUUAAUAAAAUACUAGAUAAUAGACUAUACAGCAGGUUCAAUGCAGAACACUGUUUAUAGAGAAUACAAAUUAGAUUUAAAUGAACUUGUAUAUUAUGUAUUAUGCUCAAUUAUUAUAAAAAACUCUAUUUAACAACUGGGGAGGAGCCCCAGGGUCGGCCGGUGUUGAGUGUAUUUGUCUCCACAUCAGUAUGCACACUGAAACACACAAAGUUAGACUGCAGGGUUCCCAUGUAUGUUCACAAGCCUAGUAAGCUUUGGUUCAAGUAUGAAGUCUCAAGGUAGAAGAUGACAUAACACCCAAUAGAGAUGAAGAGGAGUUAUAGCGAAGGCCCACAGAGCAGCACAGGUCUGUUACAUUCCCGUAUGGGGGAAUAUAUUAUGCAUUUUAUUUAUUGGGGCUUGUUUUUUGCAGAAUUGUAAUGUUUCAUCAUAACCCAUUAAGGGUAUUGUUUGGGUUUUUUGAUGUGGGGUUGUGUGAGGUACUUAUCCAGUCUACAGUAGAUGGUGGUUGGCACGGACAGGAGCAGCAACACAAUGUAUUCUAGCCACCUAAAAAAUCCUCAACAUCUCUUUAAAGGUGCAGUGUGUAACAUUUAGGAGGAUCUAUUGUCAGAAAUGGAAUAUUCAUAGAUGUGUUUUUAUCAGUGUGUAAUCAAUAUAUAUCCUGACUAUAGGAAGAAUUGUGUUUUUGUCUCCUUAGAAUGAGACGUUUUUAUCUGCAGGUGCCACGAGUUGCCUUCCAUGGAGAUGACCGCCAUGUUCCUACAGUAGCCCAGAACAGACAAACUAAAAACUGGCUCUAGAUAGGGCCUUUUUCACGACUUUCGCCGUCACUGUAGUUUCACCUACACUCUUCACAGCCUGUUCUCAUUCUCAGGUUGUCAAAUAAAGACGCGAGUGGUGUUCAGUCAGUUGCAAUCUGCAACUUCCCGACUAGAUGCUACAAAAUUUUACGCGUGUGCCAUAUUAAGACUAUUUUUACUACUUUACCUUGCCGUCAGACAGGAAACUGAAGCACAGUAAUUUCACCUCACAGGAGGUAGGUAUGUGGCUAAAAUCCGUCUUGCUGCUGUCCACCGCAGUACAUUGCUUAUCUUCUGUGCUCGUACUCCUGUCUGCUGCUCAAAACUAUGGGCUUGCUAACCGCCAUCUACUACUUACUAUGGAUAAGUACCUCAUACAACCCCUCUGUAUAUGAUGACAUUAAUAUGUAAGAUAUAUACAUAAAACUUCAGCAGUAGUAAAAAUGACAUACUGUUAAAUAAACUAUAAUAAAUAAAAGUUAACAGAGCAUCAGUACCGUUUUAAAACCCAGGUGUAAAUGCUGUUUCCCACAGUUGAGGCAACUCUAGAAACGGCUCUGCAGCCAUCCAUCACUCCCAGGCAUUCUCUGUACGCUGAACACGCAAUAUCAUCAGGGUUGGGAUCAAUGAUCUUUAGCCCACUUUUGUUAUGUUUUAUUCUUAUCUUUGUUUAGAAUGCUCUCUUGUAAGAUGUUCUCUUAAAUUUGCAAAAAUAAGAUUUUGGUGGACACUGAUGAAGCCAAUGGGUACUAAUAAAAUCGUGGAUAUGAACAAAAAUAAGGAGACAUUUGUUUGUACGUUGCUUCCUGCAUCAGGCCCAAUGUCAACUGUAAGAAAUAUUCCUUUCUCUCUCACUUUACAAACGUGCACUGAGAAUAAAGCGUGUCCCUGGUUCUGCUAUCAGCACGAGGGAGGUUCAAGCUCUUUCAAGUCAAUGUUU
Dicentrarchus labrax (European seabass) is the source of this 4697-nucleotide messenger RNA. RefSeq lists its product as uncharacterized. The transcript has 19 exons. Bases 18 to 1970 code for a protein of 650 amino acids. The record is from RefSeq and is a predicted model, not a curated record. Lineage: Eukaryota; Metazoa; Chordata; Actinopteri; Moronidae.